Molecule: messenger RNA, 799 nt
Organism: Drosophila mauritiana
Lineage: Eukaryota; Metazoa; Arthropoda; Insecta; Diptera; Drosophilidae
Product: cilia- and flagella-associated protein 299
Exons: 2
Coding region: 36-782 (248 amino acids)
Source: RefSeq, a predicted model, not a curated record
CUGUCACCCCACUUGUUUUUGGCUUACAUAUAUAUAUGCAAUCAUUUGUAAAUCAAAUCCACGACAUGGAGGACUCACAAGGAAAACACGCCGGUUCCAAAGGAUUUCGGGCUUUGGAAAAUCUAAAACAGGACAUCGCCUACAACCACUAUUUGAAUUCGUUUGUCAAGCUGGAGGACAGGCGGUAUCUGCCCAACGAUAAUAUCAUACAUCAACUAGUCCCCCUGAGGGUAGCAGUGGGAACAAGCGUGAUGACGCCCACCCAGUUCAACGAGGAGCACUUCUCCCCACUGGGAACGUGCUUCUAUUUCAGCGAGCAUAAUGUCACCAAUGAUCCACUGACUAUGGCACUUCUCAAGCGCGAAAAGCUGAAUGCAACCAAAACGAUUUCAACCAUCGUAUUCGUGAGCACCCGAGAUUCCAAGGGCUUUAAUAUCUCCGGCUACAUCGAUUUGGAGCACAGUUUGCGCAGGUACAAGACCGCUGGAUCGAAGUCUCAUCCGUGGGCAGAUAUCUUCGCCGGUCGCCGCCGCCUAGAGCCCAAUCAUCAGGAUCUGAGCUUCAUCAAUUGGAGCAAUGGCAGGGUGUUCUCCAACGACUCGGAUAACUACAAGGUUAUUCCGGAUGCCGUCAAGGGUUUGUGCUUCGCGCACAAGGGCGAUGGUUCGAUGCUCAGCAUAGAGAAGUAUAUAACCGAAGAGCAUCCGUUGUGCAAAUUUAUAGAAUCACCGAAACACGGAUCCACUGUCGUCUACGAUCAUUAUAUACGGCGAAAGAUGUGAUUGCUGCCAGUUCACAU